Molecule: messenger RNA, 4839 nt
Organism: Fusarium vanettenii 77-13-4
Lineage: Eukaryota; Fungi; Ascomycota; Sordariomycetes; Hypocreales; Nectriaceae
Exons: 6
Coding region: 1-4839 (1612 amino acids)
Cellular component (GO): HDA1 complex
Source: RefSeq, a predicted model, not a curated record
AUGCCCCGACCGCGCGGACGUCCCAAGAAAUCAAACACCCCCCAACUUAAACCGAAACCGAAGCCGAAACAGAAAUCCAAGACUAAAUCCAAGAAACGAAGAGUGACGGAAGAAGAAGGCUGGUGGACCAUCCGCGAAGUUCUUGAUGAGAGGGUUGGCAAAGCAGGACAAGUCGAAUACUUGGUUCAGUGGGAGGACGAAAUUCAUACAGGGGAAAGCUUCCCCCCAAGUUGGGUUUGUACUCCGCAGUUGACUGACGACGCUCUUCAAGAGUGGGAGGACAAGAAGAAGGCUCGUCAGGGGACCCAAGAACCCGUAUCCUCGGUGGAAACCACAGAAACCACGGAAUCGGAGCGCGCAAAUGCUUCGCCCCUGACCCGACGUCGGUCUGACACCUUUGAUCCCAACCCGCGACCAACGAAGAAGGUCAGGGCUGAGCAAGCAGUAGCAGGGUCUGAGGAACCCGUCCCGUCUAUCGUUUCAGGUUCAUCUGUUGAUCUGGAUGCGGAAAGCACAUAUUCUCUAACUGAGGACGAUCUUGCUCGACUCCAAGCUCAAAGACUUGCCAUUGUUUUCACUAAGCCCGACAACUUUGACGCCUCCGAGUACCAGAGUGUGAGCAACAGCCAGACCAGUUCCCAUAAGGUGUCUGAACUUGAAGAGAACGACCAGCGAGCUGCAUUUGCGUCGCAAUUAAGCCAAGGUACCAUCCCCGAUUCGCAAGAUCUCUCCGGACACCUGUGGACUCGCCCGGAGCCCAGAUCACCAUCUGUCGUUGAAGAGGUUGACCAGUCAGGGGCUCCCGCGUCUCCUGAACUCGGAUCUCUUCCUCAUCCCAGCACCCUCCAGGAGGGUCAAUCCACACAAGACGACCACCUGCCCAGCAACAACGAGGCCAUUGAGGAGGACCAGCAGGACGAAGACAGCCCUCUGCUUGAAGAGGACAACCAGGACGACCACGACUAUCAGGACGACGAGGCUUGCCAGGACGACGAGGACACUGAUAACUCCCCCAUCGUGCUGGACCUUGAAAACAUCUCUGACGAUUCGACAAUCUCCGAUAUCGAAGAAUCCGCCAGCAUUCCUGGCGAUCCCACGCUCACAUACGUUGAUAGUGCUCUCGACAGUACCUUGGAAGAUCGAGACCCUCAAGUAGACCACGACACUGCAGUCGAUAGCCUUUCGAACAGCCAAGAUCUCGGAGACGGCCAUAUCGCCCCUGAAAGUGAAAUUGUUCAGGAUCAGGAUAGCUCUCAAGACGAUCAAAUUGUUCAAGACGAUCCAGAGCCUGCAGACGACGACGACACUCAAGACGUUGAGAACCAAGGAAGCACAAAUAUCGACGUCGGCAUAUCCCAGGACACCCAAUCUCCCGUGGACAAUCGUAGCCCUCGGGUUAUUGACGACUCUUUGGACAGACAAGAUUCACCGGUUGACCACGCGGAACCCCAGGGUUCGUCGCAAGUUUCUUGUCUUGAAGAAGACCCGGAUACUGGGAACAAUUACGUGCCUGAGCCCGGAUCAACUGCAGCCCCUGAAAGUUUUGACAACAAUCAUCUCUCCAAGCCAAGCAACGAAGCCGGUGUAAUUCCGCCUUUGGGAUCGCCGCUAUCAUCCCAAGCAUCUAGGCCAGGACAACAACCCACGCCGAGCUCCCGAGUCUCGAUUAACUCUCUGGUCAUUCCGGACUCCCAGGACCAGUCAUUAACCACACGAGGACAGCAUCUUUUGUCUGCACAGAGUCAAGAUUCAUUGUCAUUGCCACAGCCUCAAGUCACACUGGUCCCAUCGCAGAUCGAGGUUGUCCCAGACUCGGUGACAACCAGCUCGGGAAUUCCAUCCCAUCAACCCGACCAGUCACAGCCAGCUUCAGUACAGAGCCAGGCUUUAACAGAAAGUGAUCGGACGAAUCUGAGCGCCCAGCCCUCGACUGAAGUCGGGAACAUUGACCGGCCAUUGACCUCGAACGUGACAUCCAACUCGCAGGUCUUUUUGACCCAACCACGGCCGCUGCGCCAUUCCUCCGAGCUUCCAAGCUCAUUCCCUCCCCAAACCUCCCUCCCUUCUGAGCUCGAACGGCCUGCUUCUAGUCCAGGGUUUCGGGCACUGUCUCCCGACAAACCCCAAACUCCCCAAGCAUCGCAGGUGGCUCAAGAACAACCGGAAAAAACGCAGCCUUCAGAAGACGAAGAGACUGCGGCCUGUCCUAUUCGAGCUAUAAUCCGGCGCUCGCUAUCUGGGGCGCCUUCGCUGCCAUCUCAACCAGAAUCCGAUACAAUGGAUCCGACCUCACCCAACCGGCGCCAGAGUUCGGCAGUCGAUGAGUUGAAACGCUACAUAGACUUUGGCAAGGAUUCAUUUUUGACACAGGCCGAAGAGCCAGCAGAGCCUCCCACAUCUUCAGAAGCGCCGAACCAUGAAGACCCUAUGGUUACCACGGCGGUCCCGGAAGUCAUGGUGAGCUCCUCCGAGUUACCGAUACAAUCUCAACCGGCCUUCUCGGUGGAACCAUGGAAAGCAGAAGUUCUGGGUAAUACACCAGAAGAACCAGCUCCGUCCAUCUCGCCGGCGUCUAUCAUGGCCAACCCCAACCAGUCUGCGGUCGAACGAAUGCAAGAAAUAGUAAACAUGUCAUUUGGCGACUCAGCAGGUUCUCUUUCACAGUCCUUGAUUGUCCAGGAACCCGAGAUGAUGCCUCCAGGAACCAUUUCUCCGGCUGCUAUCAUCAGGUCGGUUGAUGCGGUUGAGUCGACACAUACGUUAGACUUCUCAAACCAAGGUACACUGUCCUCAAGGAUCGAUGAGAGUUCAGGGCAGGAGAUCACCUUGGGACAGGUUCCUGACGAGCAGGAAUCCGAUGUUUCAUCACAAUCUUCUCAUCGGUAUGAAAAUGCCUCGCCUCAUAUCGUUACUCUCCCAAUGCAUGCAAGUCGGCGACCAUACUAUGAGGCGAUCAUCGUGGAUCACAAGAAUGAUAUCCACGAGUUUGGCUCGAUGUUUACCGAAGGCAUGGACGAAGAACCUAGCGAGGAUCUCAAGGACAAGAUUGACAAGCUUUUCAAUCGCCUAUUGAACAUUUGCGACUAUCCUCAGGACAUCGUUGGGACACCACUAGAACGACUCCCUUCCCCCGACCUAGCCAAGUACUGCUGCGAUGCCAAUCCCAAAUUCAACUUUUUGUUUGAAUUGUUGUCCGCCCUUGGAGAAAAGGAGACAGGAAUCCUGAUUGUUGCACGCAGUGCUGAACUCCUCCGGCUUAUCUUUGCCGUCACCGAAGCCGUGGGCAUCGAGUGUUCAGCAGAGAGCAUUGGAAAGCAGAGCGACUAUCCAUCAGUGACGAGAAUCACUCUAGCGCUAACUACUGAGGAGUUUGAUCCAUACAAAUUCGAUGUUGUCAUCGGAUACGAUUAUGGCUUCAGCAGUUCAUCCAUGGCCAAGCAGUUGUCAAAAGAAAACGUCCGAAAGCCACCGCUUGUGCUGUUGCUCACGACGACACACACGAUCGAGCACAUCGCACUUCGCAAAUCGCAAGACAUGUCGACAUUAGAGAGCAAGAAUUCAUUGCUGGCGAGUGUCAUCCUUGCAAGGCGUUAUCUGGAAGACCCAGAACGCGGCUACGGUGACCCUCAUCAAGUCGCGGAGAUCUUUUCGAAUUAUCUAAAUGGCAUGACUGAUGCAGUGAGCUGGGAGCCUCAAGGCAUACCGGACGAUGUGCUUGAUGUUUUUGCAACAAACUCGCAAUCGCAAUCUUUGCCUGAGGACAGGUUGACAUCUGGAAACAACCUCAAGCGAAAGCAUGAUGACGAUGAUGAGGACGAGUAUUCCAAGCGAUCACGCGUGCUCCCUCUCACAGAGUUGCCAGUUGAAACUCGAGAUCCUCCUCUGACCCUCGCAAUGCGGCAAUUCCUCGAAAGCAUCACGCCUCGGGGACAAGGAAGGAAGGACAACGACUCCACGAUCGAGAUACCUAUCUCGCAGUUGGAGUCGAUUAGAGAAAAGCACGACGAAUACAAGCGUCAAAUUGCUUUGGGGCGAGGGAUCGAAGUCGACUACAAGUCCGUCAUCCACCGGCUUGAAAAGGAACUCAAGGAUUAUAAACGGACUGCCAACAAAAUCGAAAGAUCAAAUCGCACUGCCCUCCAAGAUCGAACAACGUUUGAGAAGGAGAAGCAAAAGGCCGAGACCAAGGCAAAGGCAGCAGCAGAGACAGCAGAGAGAGAGAGGAAGAAGCUACAGAAGCAUAUCGAGGAACUCGAAUCCAAGAUCGCGCACUUGACAGCAAGCCCUGAAGCGUCGAAACUGGAAGACAUGCUCAGAGACGAGCAGAGUCAAGUGGAGCUUCUGACGAAGAGGCUGGGCAACGCUCAAACAACACAAGAUUUUUAUCAACACCGCUACCAAGAGGUCGAUGGCCAAGCCACAGAGCUGGCGACGGAGAACAAAGAGCUCAAGAGUCGGCACGAAGACUUGCGGACAAGGGCAUCCGAUAACCUGAGAAAGAUCCAAGAAAUCAACGCCAGCCAGCAAUCGGACGCAUUGAAGGAACAAAUCAAACAACUCACAGCUCAGGUCAAUGAGAGAGAACACCUUUUGAACUUGGCCCACGAAGAGCUACGAACAUUGCGGAAUGGGCGUCCACAGACUCGGGGGACUAGCGUGCCACGGAGCCCUCGUGUGCCCAUGAUGAGCCCACGGCCAGGUCGUGGAUUCACUGGUUCUGCUAGCAGAGGAACAAGCCCAACUACGGCGCCGGGUCAUGAAGGCUUCAUGGUACCCGGAGCCCAGUUCAUGGGCCAGCAGUCUAGGAACGGAAGAUGGGGUCAUCAUCUCCAAGACUAG